Seminavis robusta is the source of this 555-nucleotide messenger RNA. The record is from the annotation of a GenBank genome assembly. NCBI's taxonomy places the organism in Eukaryota, Bacillariophyta, Bacillariophyceae, Naviculales, Naviculaceae.
AUGCGCAACAACAAACCACCUCCCAACAACAACAAAGAUUCUCCGGUGAACGAUGAAUCCGAGAAUCCUACGCUGUUCAACGACAUCUCUCCCGGAAAUAGUGGAACCAAGGGUGGCAGUGGAGAACUCCCUCCUCCAGAAAGAACUUUGGGCAGUAAACAACCGCCAUUGCCUUCCGGCGAUGCAGCAGUGGGAUCAACCCGAGAUUCUACUGGGACAUACACCACUGAUAGUACCGGCAGUCGAGCCGCAGCUCAGGCAAUGAGUUGUUCCAAGUCUCCGCCUGUCGCCACGUUGAGUAUUGAUGGAAGAAUAUCGGUUGAGGAAACGGUUCUUUCCACAGAAAUUGCCUCAGCCACCGCUAGGCAGGCCAAUUCCGUCACAAAGACCGACAGCAAAGAGGUGGACGACCGAAAACCAGCGGCCAAAGAGAGUCACCAGGUCCAAAAUGAUGACAAGAACAAACAUGACAACAGCAAGAGUGAUGAUAUGGCCAACAUGGAUUCUGCUUCUAGUGCUCUUGCAACUAUCCAAGCAAGGUUUAACAACCCUUAA